AUGCCGCCAGGAGGAAACACGUCCGUGGAAACGAGGCCGACUGAAGCCCAGCCUCUGCCGGCUCCAGCCCCCCUGACGGAGUCCUCAGGGGUCCGCGGCGUGUCAGAGACGCCCCGGCGUGACCUCCAGAGGCCGACGUGUCCCCGAUGCGGCCUCCCCGUCCCGCAGAGCGGACCGGAACCAGCCCCGUGGCCCCAGAGCCGGCCGCGGGGCUCAGCAGCGUUGGCACGCGACGACAGGAGCCGGAGCGAGAGAGGUGGGCCCGGACCCGACCGACCUGCUCCUGGAUCUGCAGACUCGUGCUUGGGGCUGCUGCUGGCGUGCCUGUGGUGCCAGUUCUCGGUGGUGCUGCUGGGCCUGCUGGAGGCCUGCUGCUCCUGCUGCUCCUCCUGCGCCCGCUGCUGCUGCGACGCGCCCGGCGAAGAGCUGGGAUGCCCCGCCCACUGCCACUCGGUGCUGUUCGAGUCCUGCUGUGAGCCCAUCGAGUUCCUGGAGUUCUGCCUGGACUGCUGCGAGAUCUGCCACCGCGGCUGAGCCCCCCCGGGGGCCUGGGGGACGGCAGACAUGUCUGAACUGACCCACCGAUGAGAGGAAAGUCUUUUCGUCUGAUCCAGAACUGAAGAUGGUGAAAUUACUGGAGCUGAGACGAUUAGUCUGGAUUCACCCGUGACUCAAUCAUUUGUUGAAAUAAUCGUGAGUUAAUUUAACUAUUGAUUAAUUGCUAAUUCGACUAAUCAAACGCAAAAAAUUGUCAUUUGCAAAAGAAAAAAACCCAAAGUAUUUGAGAGAGCAAACUGUACAAAAAAAAUGCAAAAGAAACGGCUUCAAUUCUACU
Gambusia affinis (western mosquitofish) is the source of this 835-nucleotide messenger RNA. Its product is annotated as myoD family inhibitor domain-containing protein-like. The transcript is spliced from 3 exons. The record is from RefSeq and is a predicted model, not a curated record. NCBI's taxonomy places the organism in Eukaryota, Metazoa, Chordata, Actinopteri, Cyprinodontiformes, Poeciliidae. Bases 1 to 534 code for a protein of 177 amino acids.